AUGGCUGAAACCGUCGUUGCUGUCCCCGUCGCCGUCGAAGUCGAUCCCAAUCAAAUCGAAGUCAAGCUCUUCAACAGAUGGAGCUUCGACGAUGUUCAGCUUAGCGAUGUGUCUCUUUCUGAUUACAUUGGAGUUCAAUCAUCCAAACAUGCUACAUAUGUGCCUCACACUGCUGGUAGGUACUCAGUGAAGCGUUUCAGGAAGGCCCAGUGCCCCAUUGUUGAGAGAAUCACCAACUCUCUCAUGAUGCACGGCCGAAACAAUGGAAAGAAGAUCAAGGCUGUUAAGAUUAUUAAGCAUGCCAUGGAGAUCAUUCACUUGCUGACUGAUCAGAACCCUAUUCAAGUUAUUGUUGAUGCUGUUGUCAACAGUGGUCCCAGAGAAGAUGCAACUAGAAUUGGGUCUGCUGGAGUUGUUAGGAGGCAGGCUGUGGAUAUCUCACCUCUUCGCCGCGUUAACCAGGCUAUCUAUCUUCUUACAACAGGUGCCCGUGAAGCUGCAUUUAGGAACAUUAAGACUAUUGGUGAAUGCUUAGCUGAUGAACUUAUUAAUGCUGCCAAAGGUUCAUCCAACAGCUAUGCUAUCAAGAAAAAGGAUGAGAUUGAAAGGGUUGCCAAGGCUAAUCGUUAA
Lathyrus sativus (Indian pea) is the source of this 630-nucleotide messenger RNA. Lineage: Eukaryota; Viridiplantae; Streptophyta; Magnoliopsida; Fabales; Fabaceae. The record is from the annotation of a GenBank genome assembly.